AUGCCGUCUGCGGACGUCGACGCCAUCACCAACGGCGUCUCCGAGUUCGACGUCCACGAUGAUGAGAUCGACUUCACCGACAUCGAGCAAAAGUACUCGGUCAAGUUCGACGAGGGCCUCGACGAUGUCAUUGUAGUCGACGGCGUCCCCGUCAUCACCGAGGCGAGGCAGCAGAAGCUGUUCGAGACCAUCCAGAAGCGCUUCAAGAGCCACGCCGGCAUCGACAUCGAGCUCGAGGGCAUGCACAUCCCCUACGGCGACAAUGGUGACUCGAAAGGCUACAUGUUCAUCGAGAUGGCGUCUCCCGAGGACGCGGCCCAGGCGAUCCGACUGAUGGACGGCUACGCCUUUGACAAGAAGCACCGCUUCGCCGUCAACCGCUUCACCGACAUCGAGAAGCUGGCCAACCUGUCCGAGGAGUACGUCGAGCCCGAGGAAGAGGAGUACCAGCCCAAGGAGCACCUCCGCUCCUGGCUCGCCGACCACGCCGGCCGCGACCAGCUCGUCAUCUGCCGCGGCGACGACGUCGAGAUCGCAUGGCACAACAAGUCGUCGGACCCGCAGGUGGCCCACAGCCGGCAGAGAUGGACCGAGACCUACGUCCAAUGGUCGCCCCUCGGCACCUUCCUCAUCACCUUCCACCGCCAGGGCAUCGCGCUCUGGGGCGGCCCAUCGCUGGAGCGCUUCAUGCGCUUCCCGCACCCGGGUGUCCGGCUGGUCGACUUCUCGCCCAACGAAAAGUACCUCGUCACCUGGUCCCACGAGCCCAUCCAGGUGCCCGAGAACGCUCCCGUCGGGCCGCAGCACUUUGGACCCGAGGACGAGGGCAACCGCAUCGCCGUUUGGGAGGUCCGCACCGGCCACCUCCUCCGCACCUUCCCCGUGCAGCAGGACGAGCAGCCGGGCCAGCUCAAGGGCUUCACCUGGCCCUACCUCAAGUGGUCUGGCGACGACAAGUACUGCGCCCGCCUCACCCCGGGGCAGGCCAUCAGCGUCUACGAGACGCCGUCGAUGGGCCUGCUCGACAAGAAGUCGAUCAAGGUCGAGGGCGUCGUCGACUUCGAGUGGUGCCCCCUCUCGGACAAGGACAAGGACGCAAUCGCCGCGUACGAGGAGAGCCAGGCGCAGGGCUCGUCGGGCGGCGCGGCCAAGGGUGGCGCCAAGAAGCCCAAGGACAACAUGCUCGUCUUCUGGCAGCCCGAGGUGCAGAACCAGCCGGCGCGCGUGACGGUCAUGAGCGUGCCGACGCGGGAGAUUCUGCGAUCCAAGAAUCUCUUCAACGUCUCGGACUGCAAGCUCCACUGGCACCCGCAGGGCGACUUCCUCUGCGUCAAGGUCGACCGCCACACCAAGACAAAGAAGUCGAUGUUCUGCAACCUCGAGAUCUUCCGCAUGCGCGAGAAGGACUUCCCGGUCGAGGUCAUCGAGCUCAAGGACCCCGUCACCGCGUUUGCCUGGGAGCCGCAAGGCACCCACUUUGCCGUCAUCUCGUCCAACGACCCGCAGCUCGGCGCCCCCGCGCCCGGCAUCACGAUCAAGACGCAGCUCAACUUCUUCCACCUGCACCCCAAGGGCGACUUCCGCCUGCUCAAGCUGCUCGACAACAAGACGUGCAACACCCUCUUCUGGUCGCCGCGCGGCCGCCACAUUGUCGUCGCCACCAUGGGCUCGAGCCAGAAGUUCGACCUCGAGUUCUACGACGUCGACUUCUCCCACGAGAUCCGCCAGGGCUCCGUCUCGCAGGACCCCGCCGAGGAUGUCAAGCUGAUCGGCUCCGGCGAGCACUACGGCAUCACCGAUCUCGAGUGGGAUCCCUCUGGCCGUUUCGUCGCCACCUCGGCUUCGGUCUGGCGCCACUCGCUCGAGAACGGCUACGCAAUCUUCGACUUCAAGGGCCAGGAGCUGCAGAAGCACGUCCAGGACCGCUUCAAGCAGAUCCUCUGGCGCCCGCGCCCCCGCUCGCUGCUCAGCAAGGACGACCAGAAGCGCGUCAGGAAGAACCUGCGCGAGAUCGGCCGCACCUUUGAGGAGGAGGACGCCGCCGAGGAGAGCAACCUCGCCCUCGCCCACCGCGAGCUCUACGAGCGCGCGCUCGACGAGUGGAAGGCGUGGCGCUCGCGCGCCCGCAAGGAGCUCGCCGAGCUCCGCCGCGAGCUCGGACGCGACGAGGGACAGGGCGAGAUCGAGCUCGCCAAGAAGCUCGAAGAGGCCGCGACGGAGGAGGUCGAGGAGUGGGUCGAGGAGGUCAUGGAGGAGAGGGAGGAGGUCAUCGGUGCGUAG
This is a messenger RNA of Pseudozyma flocculosa PF-1, 2280 nucleotides long. RefSeq lists its product as uncharacterized. The record is from RefSeq and is a predicted model, not a curated record. Gene Ontology annotation, biological process: translational initiation. Gene Ontology annotation, cellular component: eukaryotic translation initiation factor 3 complex. Lineage: Eukaryota; Fungi; Basidiomycota; Ustilaginomycetes; Ustilaginales; Ustilaginaceae. The transcript has 2 exons. Gene Ontology annotation, molecular function: translation initiation factor activity; translation initiation factor binding; RNA binding. Bases 1 to 2280 code for a protein of 759 amino acids.